AUGACACCUAAAACUCUCUCCUUCAAAUGUGCAAUCGUCACUGGGGGUGGAGGCGGAAUUGGCAGAGCCAUGGCCGAAUACCUCAUCUCCAUCAACAAGAAAGUACUCAUCGUCGGCCGAACAGAAAAGAACCUCGCCCAGACAGCCAAAGAACUCGGACGUGGUACCUCCUACUACGUUCUUGACACAGGCGACAUAUCCUCCAUUCCCUCCUUUAUCAAGAAAGUCAUCUCAGAGCAUCCAGACGUCGACUGCUUGAUAAACAAUGCAGGCGUGCAACGCCCUCUCAAUGUCAAUAACUUUGAGCUAGAGAAAGCAGACCAAGAGAUCAACAUAAAUAUCCGUGGGCCGAUGCACCUCGCCAUUGGCUUCCUCCCACACUUCAAGACCAAGCCAGCUGCUACUAUCAUAAACGUCAGUUCCGCCCUAGGCUUCAUCCCAUUUUCCAUCAUAAACCCCGUCUACAAUGGAACAAAGGCAUGGCUCCAUUUCUGGACGUUGAAUCUCAGGACUCAACUCGCAAAGGAGAAUGUCAAGGUUGUGGAGAUUGCACCUCCUAUGGUAGCGACAGAUUUGCAUCGCGAGAGGAGUGAUCCGGAUGAUAACAAGAAGGAGAAGAAUUCGUCGACUUUGGGGAUAGAGGAGUUUAUGGAGUUUGUCAAGAAGGGUUUGGAGGCAGACAAAGACACUAUUGGUGCUGGGAUGUCUGAAGGGAUUGUUGAUAGAUGGAAUAAGGAGUUUGGGGACCAGUAUAAUAAGGCUGCGGAGGGGUAUAUCAAGGGUUGA
Messenger RNA from Lachnellula hyalina, 786 nucleotides. Its product is annotated as putative oxidoreductase. The transcript has a single exon. Lineage: Eukaryota; Fungi; Ascomycota; Leotiomycetes; Helotiales; Lachnaceae. Gene Ontology annotation, cellular component: membrane. Bases 1 to 786 code for a protein of 261 amino acids. The record is from RefSeq and is a predicted model, not a curated record.